Molecule: messenger RNA, 3536 nt
Organism: Mugil cephalus (flathead mullet)
Lineage: Eukaryota; Metazoa; Chordata; Actinopteri; Mugiliformes; Mugilidae
Gene: pacsin3
Product: protein kinase C and casein kinase substrate in neurons 3
Exons: 11
Coding region: 533-1861 (442 amino acids)
Biological process (GO): cytoskeleton organization; regulation of endocytosis; plasma membrane tubulation
Cellular component (GO): endosome; cytoplasm; plasma membrane
Molecular function (GO): phospholipid binding; protein binding
Source: RefSeq, a predicted model, not a curated record
AGCAGCAUCUGAUUACACGGAGACGCCAGGAGGCAUCGGAGGGGGAGGACGCACUCGGUACCAGCCCGCAGAAACAGCUUCUAAUUCCCCUCCGAGGAAGAACAAACACUUCUCUCUGCUCUUUAUUCCUUCUUCCCAUCCAGGAAGUAAAAAGUCCACUUUUAACGGAGGCAGCAAAAGAAACGAGCAACUGAACAAGAACGUGGAGCGACAUUUUUUUUUUUUAUUUUUUUUUUUAUUUACAGCGCCUGGAUCGCUGUCAUCGUAUAAAUGGCCGAGGGGGGCCCGACGACGAGACAACUAAGCAACAUGUCGCAGUUUGUGGAGGCGUAGAAGUCGGAGUUUAAUUUUGUUUUCUGCAGCUGCUGCUGCUGGAGGAGUUUGAGUUCGGGUUGUGACUCCACGUCGGAGCCAAACAGGCCCGUGGAGACAAAGCCUGUCUUCUGUUGGGACAUCUGUCCGUGUCUGUUUUCGUCUCUGUUAAGUCUUUUCUGCAGCCGCCAUCAUUCCGUGCUGCAAGGCCGACCCCAACAUGUCUUCCAAUGGAGACCUCAGCGACCUGGGGAGCUCGAACAGCUUCUGGGAGCCGGGGAACUACAAGAGGACGGUGAAGCGCAUCGAUGACGGCCACCGGCUCUGCAACGAGCUGGUCAGCUGCUUCCAGGAGAGGGCCAAGAUCGAGAAGAGCUACGCCCUUCAGCUGAGCGACUGGUCCAAGAGGUGGAGGGGCGUCGUGGAGAAAGGGCCUCAGUACGGUACACUGGAGAAGGCAUGGCACGCCUUCAUGCAGGCGGCCGACCGCCUCAGCGAGCUGCACCUGGAGCUCCGGGAGCGUCUGGCGGCCGAGGACAGCGAGAAGGUGCGCGUCUGGCAGAAAGACGCCUUCCACAAGCAGAUGAUGGGAGGCUUCAGGGAGACCAAGGACGCAGAUGACGGCUUCCGCAAAGCCCAGAAACCCUGGGUCCGCAAACUGAAGGAGGUGGAGACCAGUAAGAAGAGCUACCAUCAGGCCAGGAAGGACGAGUGGACGGCGGCCAACAGGGAGACGCACGCCAAGGCCGACACGACCAAGUCGCAGGAGGAGGUCCGCAAAUACACGGCCCGGGUGGAGCGCUGCAACCAGGAGUCUGAGAAAGCGAAGGAGCGCUACACAAAGGCCCUGGAGGAGCUGAACCGCUGUAACCCUCGCUACAUGGAGGACAUGGAGCAGGUGUUCGACCUCACCCAGGAGGCCGAGCGCAAGAGGCUGCGCUUCUUCAAGGACGUCCUGCUGGACAUCCACACGCACCUGGACCUGUCCUCCAAGGACAGCUUCAGAGACCUGUACCGGGACCUGGGCCAGACGAUCCGAGCGGCCAACGACGCCGAAGAUCUCCGAUGGUGGAGGAACACCCACGGGCCGGGAAUGAGCAUGAACUGGCCUCAGUUUGAGGAGUGGUCUCCGGAGACGAGUCGCUCCAUCAGCAGGAGGGAUCGAGGUCAACACUCUGAGGAGAACGUGGUCACCCUCACCAACAUCAUCUCCUCGGGAGGAGGCGACGUCCCGCCCAGUCCCAUCACGGUGGACGCCAGCAGGGUGAAAGAUUACUCCUCAGACUGGUCAGACGAGGAGAGUCCUAAGAAGGUGCUGGCGCAGAACGGCGUGGGGGAGGCGGAGGACGAGGAGGAGAAGGUAGAGCCGGUGCAAGUCCGAGCGCUCUAUGAUUACACGGGCCAGGAGGCCGACGAGCUCAGCUUUAAAGCAGGAGAGGAGCUGUUGAAGAUGGGAGAGGAAGACGAGCAGGGCUGGUGUAAAGGUCAGCUGACCAGCGGCCAGGUCGGCCUCUACCCGGCCAACUACGUCCAGGUCCUGGACUCCUGAUGCCCCCCAACCCCACCCAACCCCAACCCCGUCCUCACUGCCCAGACAACCAAUGGUAAAACUACUCUUAAGACCAACCAGGACCAAUCGAGAGAACUAAGAGGACGCUCUGAGUUCUGACCUGUGAAACCAGACGUGUUUUGGUAACCGACUGUAAAGACUUUUUUUUUUUUUUUUGUCUGUAGCUUGAGCUACAUUUUUGGAAACCAGCCAGUUUGUUUACUCAGCUUGACGUCAGCUGACUGAAGGACUGUAGAAAGUCAAGGACGGAUAAUCUGUCACGUCACCUGUCGAUUGGUGACGGGACGCCUCGUCAAACUCUGGAUUUACUUUUUGUUUUUUAACCGGCGUUUUCUGAAAAAAAAAAAAAAAAAAAUCAGCAUUUAAUAAGAGAAGAGUUGGGUGGAGCUGGACGGACGUCGACGAGCAGCAGCCACCACAGCGCGAUCAUCACAAAACACGAUAAAACCUGUUCUUUUUUAAGACCUAGUCGGACGUUUUGGGUGAUGUCUCACUGCAUUUUUCAUAAAAAAGUGAUGCCACAAACUGAUUAGCUUAGCAUAAAGACGAAAAACUAGCUAGCUCAUUGUCAAACAUCUUUAAAGAUCAUUGAUUAACACAUCUGGAGUUUUAGCUUCAUUCUAAGCUAAGCUAUGCUAAGCUAGUCUAGGCUCGUGGCUGUAGAUUCCACAUUACCCAAAAUAUAGAACAUUUACCGCCAUACUACUUAUUUUAUAAAUCAAUUUAUAACACAAAGUUUUAAUUUAAUUAGAAAAGUUUUUCAGUUUUUUUAGUUUUCUUGGAUCUUGCAGCCCCUAGUGGUUGUCUAAAGAACUGCAACUUUCCCCAAUCUGUUGCGUUCUGCUGUGGCGGCUGCUGCCUAAAUUAGUUAAAAAGUUAAUUAAAAAGUUAAACAAAAAAAUAAAAAAAAUAAAUCAGUGCCUUAGUCUGUGAGGCAAAAAGUGAGCAGCGCCACCCUGCUGUCUGACCGAGGAACUGCGACCAGCUGGUGGAUUGACUUCUAUUGUUAAGGUCGACCCGGUCGUUAAGCUCAACAUCUUGUGUUAAUUGUUUUUCUUUAGAUUUUUAGACACUGAAUCCAUUUUCUUCCCAUUUCUUUUAAAUUUUUACGUUAUUUUUUUUUUUAAAUAGCUGUUUAUUUCUAGCUACCUGAUUCUGAACAUGGACACAUUUUCAACCUAUUUCUUUUUUAAUUUACAGUGUCAACUUAAUUACUUUCUAAUUUAUUUUCCUCUUUUAAUUUUAGUAAUCAUUCAUUUUGAUGUAGACGGACUAAAGCGGGGGAAGGGGUGUAAAGUUAGCUUCAGCUCAUAUAACCUGCGGAACGGGGCUCGUUUCUAGUUUAUGUCGAUCUGCUGGGAUCACGGCACCUCGGCCUCGUUAAAGAAGUCUCAGCCUUUUGUCUGAAGAUGUCGGGUUUGGGGUUUUUUCAUGUUUAAGUUUGUGGUUUGUUAGUGAGGGAGCCUCCUCUGUCGCUACAGCUAACCCAGAUAGACUUUCAACAAUCAUAAGAGAUUUAUACUAGAGAACUUAACGCUCCUGCAACGAUUCUUUGCUUUUUCUUUCCAAAACUGUAACAUGUACCGGACAUAGAAUUGGGAAGCGACAAUAAAAAAAAAAAAAAAAAGCUUUCUGCAGCUGGAAGUUUUACAGA